AAUGCAGUAAGUGUCCAACUUUGUACUGCAUUCUAAUUCUGCCUGUAGUUGGGAGAAAAUGGAGUCUCUUCUCAGGAUAUUUACCCGGGCCUACCGUUGAGAAAGUUCGAUACAUUAUCGUAUGGAUUGUGCAACAAAGGAUUGGAUAUACAGUUUUCCCGAAAAGCGUAUUUGGUUGGAUUCUUUCUCGGAUUAAAGCCGAAUGAUACUUUUAUCACAUGGCGCAGAUGGGAGCCAGAACGGUUUGGGGCAGGGGUACCCUUGUCACCCCUUACAUGACUUGGAAUAAGGAGGAGUGUGACCCCUAAAACACAAACACCAUGGCACGCCAGUGGGAUUUCUAUCAGUAGGAGCCAGCCACACAGAGACAAACAAAAACAGUAAUACAGAGCGAGAAAGACAAAUCUCAAUCUCACAUAUUUUUGCAGAGCUUAGGAGUGUGUGUGUGUGUGUGUGUGUGUCAGUUUUUGGGUGAGAAUUUGAGUGUGUGUUCCUUAGACUUAAACGGGAGUGUCAUGAGGCCCAAGACGUUCCCCGCUGCUCCGUACAUGGGCAACACGCGCCAGCGCCUCCAGGAGAUCAAGGAGGGGCUAAAGCAGCCGGCCAAGCUGAUGAGCCAGGCCCUCCACGGGGGCAGCUCCCGGGGCGAGGGGGGCCGCGGGGCCGAAAGCAAGAGCAAAGACCCCGGCAGUCGCCAGCAGCAGCACCGGCCCCCUCAGAAGUUCAACAAUUACCAGAAUGCUCUGAGGGAGAUUCGCAAGUCCCUCAGGCCGUUUGAAUACAAGUCUGGACCCUCUUCUGGCUCUGCCCACCCCGCUGGAGACGUCAACCGACAGAUGCUGCAGGAGCUGGUCAAUACUGGCUGUGACCAGGAAAUGGCGGUGCGGGCUCUGAAGCAGACGGGCAGCAGAAACAUCGAGGCUGCUCUGGAGUACAUCAGUAAGAUGGGAUACCUGGACCCACGCAAUGAACUCAUCGUCCGGAUUAUCAAGCAGACCUCGCCAGGCAAAGGGGGCAUGCCAAACUCAAUUGACCACAGACCACCAUUGGAGGGAACAAGUGAGGGUGCCAUGCCUCCCUACCACCAGAUGGGGGCAUCGAUGUAUGAGGGUGCUGGCUAUGGGCCAGAGGGGCCCUACAUGGGUGCCCCUCCUGUCAUGAACUACAUGAUCCCCCCCUCGGGCACAGCACAGGGCCCUGCCAUGGUUAACCCCAUGGGACGCCCGCCCAGUAUUGGAGCCUACCCUCCAUCCAUGGUCGCCCAGAACAAUCCAGGGAACCCCAUGUACCCCCCAGGUGCCCCGCAAAAGGCCUACCCAGGCAGCAUGGAGCAGGCCAUGAUUGGCUACAGCGUCCCUGGCCAGCCCCUGCAGCCCCAGGCACCAGGAGGCCCCAUCCCCGUACCCCACUACGACUACGGCCACGGCCGGCCUCACAUGAUGGAGCCCUCGGGCUACGGCAUCAAGAGGAGCGCAUCCUUCCAGAACAAGAUGCCACCGCUGGCGCCCGACAACUACGUCAACAUGCAGGUUAAAGGGGCCAUGGGCCAGAAUGGGGGAGGGUACCCCCCUAACCUGUACCUACCGCCCCACUCACACCCCCGGCAGUCCAGCCCCACCUCACACCAGGUCCACAUGAUGUCCCGCUCGCCCGGUGGAGCUGCCGCCGCCAUGGGGCCAGAUUUCUCUGACCUCCCCCAGGGCCUGCUCACGCCCUCCAGAGCCAGUCUCAACCUGGACCUGUAUGAGCAGCACCAACACCACUGGGCCGGGCCCCAGGGGCCUGAGGGGGCCCCACCAGCCAGGCAACCCCAGCCUCAGGGGCCCUUCCGGGGAGAGGUGCGAGUCCCCAGCAGGACCAACUCCUUUAACAACCGAUCAGCGCCCCCCAACAACGUCCGGCCCACUUUGGUACCUCCAGCUCCCGGCAAGCAGGACCCGUCCCUGGGUCCACCCAACACCAUCACGGCGGUGACGUCGCCCCCCAUCCAGCAGCCGGUGAAGAGCAUCCGGGUGAUGAGGCCCGAGCCGAAGACCGCUGUGGGGCCAUGUCACCCUGGCUGGUUGGCUGCUCAGGAAGCAUCUGAGCCCCUCACCUACAUGCCUGAAGAGGCCUACACUCUGGAGCCUGCCCAGGAGCCCCGUUGUCCACCACCUCCCUACCCCAAAACCCUGCUCAUAUCUGGGGCUUCUUCAGAGGCAGGGCCCCUGGAGGCCUCAGACCUCAACACACCUGCUAGGCCACACGGUAGCAGUGGAGGAGGAGGGGGAAAGGCAGAAGAGAGCCAGGUGAGAGAGAAGACCAAGUCUGGAAAAGGAGAGAAGGCAGUGAAGGACAAGAAGCAGAUCCAGACAUCGCCGGUGCCGGUGAGGAAGAACGGGCGUGAUCAGGAGAAGAGGGAAUCGCGCAUUAAAAGCUACUCACCCUUCGCCUUCAAGUUCUACAUGGAGCAGCAUGUGGAGAAUGUGAUGAAGACCCACCAGGAAAAACUGAACCGCAGGCUCCAGCUGGAGCAGGAGAUGUCCAAGGCUGGCCUAUCAGAGGCCGAGCAGGAGCAGAUGAGGAAGAUGCUGAACCAGAAGGAGUCCAACUACAACCGUCUGCGCCGUGCCAAAAUGGACAAGGCCAUGUUUGUCAAGAUCAAGACACUGGGCAUCGGGGCCUUCGGCGAGGUGUGCCUGACACGCAAGGUGGACACGGGAGCCCUGUACGCCAUGAAGACGCUGCGCAAGAAGGACGUGCUCAACCGCAACCAGGUGGCCCAUGUCAAGGCUGAGCGUGACAUCCUGGCGGAGGCAGACAACGAGUGGGUGGUGCGUCUGUACUACUCGUUCCAGGACCGUGACAGCCUCUACUUCGUCAUGGACUACAUCCCCGGAGGAGACAUGAUGAGCCUGCUGAUCCGCAUGGGCGUCUUCCCCGAGCCGCUGGCAUGCUUCUACGUGGCUGAGCUGACACUGGCCAUCGAGAGUGUCCACAAGAUGGGCUUCAUCCACCGCGACAUCAAGCCGGACAACAUCCUCAUCGACCUGGACGGACACAUCAAGUUGACCGACUUUGGCCUCUGCACUGGCUUCCGCUGGACGCACAACUCCAAGUACUAUCAGAAAGGGAGCCACAUCAGGCAGGACAGCAUGGAGCCCAGUGACUUCUGGGACGACGUGUCCAACUGUCGUUGUGGCGACCGGCUGCAGACCCUGGAGCAGCGGGCAACACGGCAACACCAGCGCUGCCUGGCACACUCCCUGGUGGGCACUCCCAACUACAUCGCCCCUGAGGUGCUGCUGCGCAAAGGGUACACCCAGCUGUGUGACUGGUGGAGUGUGGGAGUGAUCCUCUUUGAGAUGCUGGUGGGACAUCCACCCUUCCUGGCCCCGACACCCACCGAGACACAGAUAAAGGUGAUAAACUGGGAGAGCACACUACAGGUGCCCCCGCAGGUUAAGCUCAGCCCAGAGGCUGUCGACAUCAUCGGCCGUCUCUGCUGCUCCCCUGAGGAGCGUCUUGGGAGCAAUGGCGCCUGCGAGAUCAAGACUCACCCCUUCUUCGACCAGAUGGACUUCUCCAGCAACCUGCGCACCCAGCCCGCCCCCUACCGGCCCAAGAUAGCCCACCCCAUGGACACAUCCAACUUCGACCCGGUGGAGGAGGAGGGGGGUCCCGGGGCGUGGAGUGACAGCGGGGACAGCACACGGGCCUGGGAGACUCUCUGCACACCACACGGGAAACACCCGGAGCACGCUUUCUACGAGUUCACCUUUCGCAGGUUUUUUGACGACAACGGCUGCCCCUUCCGCUACCCCAAGCCCCCUGAGAUCAGCCACAGCCAGGGGCCUCCCAGCAGUAGCAGAGCCAGCAGCAUGGGCCCUGAGGAGGAAGAGGAAGAGGAGGAGGAGGAAGAGCAGGGGGAGCCUGUGUAUGUGUAGAAGAGCUCAGACUGUUGGCUUUCUAAACUAUGACCCCCCCCCCCCCUUCUCUCUCUCUCCAACAAUCAACACUUAGCACCUGGGGCCCUGGCUGCCAACUUUCUAUCUACCGCUGUUCUUCUCAGAGGGUGUGUGCGUGUGCGUGUGCGUGUGCGUGCGUGCGUCUUUAUUUGUGUGUGUUUGAGAGACUGAACAGGAUGACCUGACAUCUGUUUAACAAUUCAGACACUACUGUGUGGAAUCUCCAGCGUGAGCAAAGACUACAAUAAGAAUCCCUGAUCUGGGACCAAGAACAACUAACUGUACAAGGGCUAGGGAUAGGAUAAUGAAGCCAGAGGACUGUUCUGAAAGCAAAUGAAUCAGAACAGGAACAGAUCUUCUAUGGAAAUGAAAGUAUCCGCUGCGCUGUGGAAGUUUACAAAAGUGUUCAGAUAAGAGUUUGACACUAGGACCGUUACUAUGGGUGGUCCUUGUGCUCUAUCCCAUUCCUUCGCCUUGGGUCUUAGAGAUCUCUUCUUCCAGGUUAGCCUUACCCCAGGAAGUUAACACAAACACUUCCUGGACGUCAGGUUGGUCUGGACUGAAUUAGCUGGUGGUAGUGGGGAAGAAUGCAACACUUCUUACACAGCUGUGACAAAAUAAGUUACCAAAAUACAAAUUCACAUGCGCACAUGAACACUUUAAAGGAUGGUUGAACUACACAAUUUAGCAGGAAGCAAUGGGGUUGUCCUCUGCAGCUAACCCACCUAAAGCCUUGAGCAUACCGAUUGUGUAAAACUGUAUGCGUUCCGACAGAAGUCCAUUAAUUUCAGUGGAAGGCAAUUCUCACCUCUGGGACUCAUCUGCCAGACUCGGUUGCGAUGCUUGUCGCUGCGUGUAGUGUGUUGCAUGCAUGUGUUGGAUUUUUCCAACUUGUGCUGUUGCUUUGUCAUGCGGUAUCAGGAACAGAAGUAGAUAAUCAACCGAAGAAGUUGCUAAUAUGUAGCUAAUGUGUAGCAUGAUUAUUUUUAUUAUGAUGCGGUGCAUGGAUUGCGAAGACUACGUCAAAUUUACCGUACGGCAAUGUAAUAAUGCAACCUGUGUGCACACGGCGUAAGUCGCGGCAUUUUUCAAAGUUAGAGUCUGACAUGUAAGUCUAGGCAUUCCCCAGCUGUGACUUCUACCUUUAGCUUCACACUAACUUUUUUUCCAAAUAGGAGAUGUGGGAUAAAGCCCACUUGUGUUGUUCCCACUCACCUCUAAAUAUCUUCAGGAUUCUGUUUUGAGUAUCAGACCUAGGGGAAUGGUUGUGACGGGUAAGUACUCGUAGCAGCAACAACAAAUUCCUUUGUUUUAUUGAGCUCAUUUUGCAGAGUUCUGAGGAAGGUGGACUGCAAGCGUGUAAUCAUUGCUUUGUUACAGAUCUGGAUCUCAUGAUUACAUACAUAUUUGCUAAGCAGUCACGGCUAUCCAUAUCUCCACACAACACAUACAUUACACCUGCUCUAAGACUGUCAUGAACAGUAACAUUACUGGCGCCAAGAGCAGUGCAUUUUAGCCUCCUUGACAAAAGCCCUACCUGCUAAUCCACCACUUACAAACACACGCUCAGUAUUAUACAGUUAACACAUUGGAAUGUCCACACAGUCUCCUCAGUCCAUAUGGAGACAGAUGUGAAAACUCAAUGUCAGAAACACAUGUAAUAGUAUGACUAUGUGCAAUACAGAAAAUACGAUAUAUAGUUUUCUAAACACUUACAAAUACCAUUUUGACCUUGUAAUACUGAAACACGCUAUGUACAAAUAUACAUUAUAUUGGUUUAUAUAUUUUCCUUAUAGUUACAUGACCCAAUGCUGCUUAUUAUUGUGAUUUAAUAUUAUUAUUAUUUACAUUAUUUCAUUUAUACGUACUUCUUUCCUUUUAUGCAAGUGUGGGUUUGAUUGCCAGUGUGUUUGGUUUGGAAAGUGACGAACUGUGUGCCUUCUAGAGGAAUGUUGGUACAUAUCUAUCCACCGCAAGAUGAUGAUGAUGAUGAUGAGGAUGGUGAUGAUCAGUGUUUGUGCAGAAUAACGACAGCAGCUUUCCUACUCUGCUACCAGGCUGGCCCUGUGUGUAGGAGAGUAGGGCGGAAGAGACAGACAUAGUGAUAGAGAAAGAAAGAUGCGUUUCAGAGACAAAACAAAAGCAAGGCAGGAUUGGCUAUAAAAUGAAAAAUAUAUGAAUGAAUAGCUUUCUCUAUGUUACAAGAACAGGUGGCAAAUGACCAAAACGUACACUAUCAGUCAAAAGUUUGGACACACCUACUCAUUCAAGGGUUUUUCUUUAUUUGACUAUUUUCUAUAUUGUAGAAUAAUAGUGAAUAUAUCAAAACUAUUAAAUAACUACUUUGAAGAACCAUCUAGUA
Molecule: messenger RNA, 6309 nt
Organism: Oncorhynchus gorbuscha (pink salmon)
Lineage: Eukaryota; Metazoa; Chordata; Actinopteri; Salmoniformes; Salmonidae
Product: serine/threonine-protein kinase LATS2-like
Exons: 9
Coding region: 516-3926 (1136 amino acids)
Biological process (GO): positive regulation of apoptotic process; regulation of organ growth; peptidyl-serine phosphorylation
Cellular component (GO): spindle pole; nucleus
Molecular function (GO): ATP binding; protein binding; protein serine/threonine kinase activity
Source: RefSeq, a predicted model, not a curated record